AUGGCGGAUGAAGCGGAACAAUCAUUUCUAGCCGCACAGAAGGUUGCUAUGCAAGAACAAGGUGCAGACAUUGGUGAAAUGGAGGGUAGCGCAGAUACUCCAGACUCAGAUGAUUAUGAUCCUUCAGCAACAUUGCCGCAAGACUUCUCUGUUCCCACUGAGAUCUCGCAAGAGCGCUCUGCUUCUACUCGUCCCGUGUCUACUCUGCCUGAAGAUGCCUCUGCCCCUCAUGCACUUCUCUCACCCUCACAAAAUCGCCCUUCCUCUACGCCUACAGGUCAAGAUCUCUCCUCAGACACCCAGUUUCCUACUUCCAAACCCUCUGCACAGACACAACCUCGUCUCAAGGGUGGCUUUGUCAUUGAGGAUGAAGAUGAAGAAGUCGAAGACGAUGAAGUAAAGGACGGAGAUGUCUAUGAUUCAGCUGACGGGAUGGAGGCUCCUAUAACAGAGACUGCCACUGCUCCUCAAACUUCCCUCAAUAGCUUUGAUUCUCCUCAGGUAUCAAUACAAGGGGAUGUCCAAGCUUCUCUAAAAGCAAACAUUGUCUCAAAUGGCGCCGCUUCUGAUGUUCCUUCUUCUACUAUUGUACAGAGUGGAAAUGCUUUACCUCGUGAUAGCAGUGCUACACCUGCUCAGUCUUUGCCAAAUACUCAGGUGAAAAUUGCUCAGACUUCUUCUAGUGCUGAUACCCCUACAUCAACUUUGCCAAAGGCUCGCCUGGCUCAUGAUACUAUUGGUAUUCUUGAAGACCGAAUCAAGGAAGAUCCCCGGGGUGACAUGGACGCAUGGUUGUCUUUACUCGGCGAGCUUCGAAGCCGUAAUAAGAAGGACGAAGUACGCAGUGUGUAUAACAGUUUUUUCAAGACAUUCCCUUUCGCUGCGGAACAGUGGGCUUCUUACGCAACAUGGGAGAAUGAGAAUAACAACCUUUACGAACUAGAGCAGAUUUUCGCCCGGUCACUUCUGCAGGUCCCAAAUGUGCAGCUAUGGCAGAUCUAUCUCAACUACAUCAGACGGAGGAAUAGCAUGACUACAGGAGAUACUGCGAAGUCGUACAAAAUUAUUUCCGAGUCUUUCAAUUUCGCCCUCGAUAUUGUUGGCAUGGACAAAGACUCGGGUCAAAUUUGGCAAGAAUAUAUUAAUUUCAUUAAGACAGGGCCAGGGGUCGUCGGAGGCACUGGAUGGCAGGAUACUCAGAAGAUGGACUCGCUUCGUGCAGCUUAUCAGAAAGCUAUUGCGGUUCCGACUUCUGCUCUAGCUCCCUUAUGGAAGGAAUAUGAUGGCUUUGAGACGGGUCUCAGCAAGAUCAAUGGCCGUAAAUUUCUGCAAGAGAGAUCGCCAGCAUAUAUGACAGCCAGAACUUGCUAUACACAAUUACAGAACAUGACUCGCGAUCUGAACCGGACGACUCUGCCCAGAUUACCGCCCGCUCCAGGCUUUGAAGGUGAAGCAGAAUUCAUGAGACAGGUUCAACUAUGGAAAGAAUGGAUCGACUGGGAGAAGGCAGACAACUUGGUUUUGAAGGAUGACGAUCCUAAGACCUAUCGAAAGCGCAUUCUAUUCACCUACAAGCAAGCACUGAUGGCUUUACAAUUUUGGCCCGAGAUGUGGUACGAUGCUGCAGAAUUCUGCCUAGAAAGCGGCAUGGACAAGGAAGGUCUUGAUUUUCUCAAACAGGGGAUCGCUGCCAACCCAGAGUCAUGUCUCCUGGCUUUUAAGAUGGCUGAUCGUAUCGAGCUGACGACAAGUAAUGACGAUGGAAAUGAUCCUGGCGCGAAGACGAGAAUGGCAAAAGUGCGAGACCCAUACGACAAAGUCCUGAACGCACUUUACGACUUGGCAUCCAAGACGAAAGCUAAAGAAAGUCUUGAGAUUGCCAGGAUUGAAGAGAACAACAAGUCUAUUAUUAAUGCAAUACUUCCAACCAACGAGCCAGAUGCGGAGAAUGAGGAUGAUCCCGCUGAAACCGAGUCGAAGCGUGCAGCAGUUCAAGCUCAGAUUGAUGCUAUCAAGCAGGAUGCCGCUAUGCAGACCGCCCUCCUCCAGAAGACGAUUUCUUAUGCUUGGAUAGCUCUCAUUCGUGCUGCUCGCCGCGUCCAAGGCAAGGGGAUGGCGGGCGAGAAGAGCGGAGGUUUCCGGGUGAUUUUCGGCGAUGCUCGCAAGAAAGGUAAAAUCACCAGUGACGUGUAUGUGGAGAAUGCUCUCAUCGAGUAUCAUUGCUACAAAGACCCAGUCGGCACUAAGAUUUUUGAACGCGGCAUGAAAUUGUUCCCAGAAGAUGAGAAUUUCGCUCUGGAGUACUUGAAGCAUUUGAUUGCCAUCAACGACAUAACCAAUGCCAGAGCAGUCUUCGAGACGACUGUAGGCAAGCUCACCGCCAGCCCAGCCACCGCUUUUAGAGCGAAACCAAUCUUCGCCUUUCUGCACGAAUAUGAAUCUCACUUUGGGGAGUUGUCUCAAGUUGCGCGUUUAGAGAAACGCAUGCGAGAUUUGUAUCCAGAGGACGCAGUAGGUCUCAAGCACUUCGCGCAACGAUAUGGUUCUCGCAAUUUCGACCCUACAAGCGUUCGUCUCAUCUUUUCUUCAACGCAGAUUAGACCAUCUGCGUUUGUGUACCGCUCGGUUGAGGGCGAUCAAUCGAUCAACAACUCCCCUCCCACUAGGGUGACAGACACGAUGGCAACGAACUCUCCGAAGCGACCUUUACCGAUUGAUGAUUUGGAAGACAACCAGCCUCGCAAAAUAGCUCGCGCAGAAUCUCCACUCAAGGGAGCAGCAGGAAGACGCAUGAAUCAGCAACAGCGCACCCUUGGCGCUAAUGGGAAUUUUCAACCAACUCCACUGUCACAUGUACAAAUGCCUCCCCCAGCGCCACUUCCAGGCCAUCUGGCUUUUCUGUUAAGUAUUAUUCCGAAGGCUUCAACAUACGAAUUCCGACGCUUUGAUCCCGCGAAGAUGGUAGAACUCUUGAGAAAUGUACAAAUUCCUAGCUCAGCGCCAAUUCGGCAACCACCACCACCACCCCAACAAGGUCAACAGUGGCCACCACAUGCUUCUCAACCUCAGCAGCAGCAUCACCCGCAACCACCGAUGAUGCCACCUGGAAUGCCACCUGGAAUCCCCCCUGGUGUUGCAGGAAUGGUUCCUCCGCAGUAUACUGGUAAGAACUAG
Molecule: messenger RNA, 3174 nt
Organism: Endocarpon pusillum Z07020
Lineage: Eukaryota; Fungi; Ascomycota; Eurotiomycetes; Verrucariales; Verrucariaceae
Exons: 4
Coding region: 1-3174 (1057 amino acids)
Biological process (GO): mRNA 3'-end processing
Cellular component (GO): nucleus
Molecular function (GO): mRNA binding; protein binding
Source: RefSeq, a predicted model, not a curated record